CGUAAAUUGAAUUUUCUCGGUACUUUUAACAUUCUAACUACGAGGAAAGGCAACUUCCGCUUGCUUUCUGUCUUCGUGUUCCAACUCUGUGUGCAGAAAAUGAUGGAGAAGGACUCUUUAAGGAGCAAUAACAAUGGUAAUAGCGCGAAUUACAACAGAGAGAGAACCGGAGGUGAUGCGGGAUUGUUAAGAUCCAGCUCAGAUCCGGCCAAACAAACGGCGUCGUCUUCUGAUUUUGUUUUGCAGUGGGGAAACCGGAAGCGUCUCAGGUGUAUGAAGAUCCAGGUCAAAGACGACCAAUCCGGCCCGGUUAACCGAACCACGGUUCGAGUCGAUCGCCGUGUCGUGAGGGCCGAUAAGGACUCUUCAAAUCAGCCCAGCCAUAAUAACAAUCACGGGACUGGAUAUUUUAACCUCCGUCAACGGCCUGCUUCUCCUCAGGCCCCGCCACCUCAGCGCGUUCUCAGGAACUGUGAGAAUUCCAGUGCUAUGAGAGGCCAAAGCAACGGUGGUGUAAGAGGAUUCACUUCAACAGACAGGGGUGUGCACGAGAAGAGAGGUGGCAACAAUAACAAUUACAACCACCACAGCAACAACCAUGAUAACAACCACUACAACAAUAAAUCAGCGGCAUCUUCGGAGACAGCUCAGGAUAGCAAAAAAGGAGGGUCAUCUUCUGGGAGCGGUGAGAUAGCUCCUGCACCCAUGGUUUGGCCACCUAAAUUCGUGAUUGCUUUAACAAAUAAAGAGAAAGAAGAAGAUUUCAUGACCUUUAAAGGAUCUAAGCUGCCACAAAGACCAAAAAAGCGAUCAAAAUUUAUUCAACGUACCCUCAAUCUGGUAAGUCCUGGGACAUGGCUUUGCGAUUUAACCCUCGAACGUUAUGAAGUCAGGGAGAAGAAGGUCACAAAGAAGAGACCAAGAGGUUUAAAGGCUAUGGGAAAUAUGGAAUCUGACUCUGAAUAGAAAGCUGGGAAGGUGCAGUUUAAAGGUUUGAUUUUUUGGGUAUUUGCAAAUGUCGAUGAUGAUGAGAUUUUCCAGAGACAGUUGCUCUUUAUUUUUUUAAAGGAUGAGAUUAGUCUUUAAACUGUAUAAAUGAUGAUCUUUUCAUAUAUGAGAUGAAUGAAAAGUUUAGAUUAAGCAAAA
Gossypium arboreum is the source of this 1146-nucleotide messenger RNA. RefSeq lists its product as uncharacterized. The record is from RefSeq and is a predicted model, not a curated record. Bases 100 to 966 code for a protein of 288 amino acids. The transcript has 5 exons. NCBI's taxonomy places the organism in Eukaryota, Viridiplantae, Streptophyta, Magnoliopsida, Malvales, Malvaceae.